Molecule: messenger RNA, 3682 nt
Organism: Pomacea canaliculata
Lineage: Eukaryota; Metazoa; Mollusca; Gastropoda; Architaenioglossa; Ampullariidae
Exons: 28
Coding region: 487-3126 (879 amino acids)
Biological process (GO): phosphorylation
Molecular function (GO): kinase activity; ATP binding
Source: RefSeq, a predicted model, not a curated record
CAACAUGCGGGACGGUAGUUGUCGACAGACGAUCUCUCAAACAGGGGAGGACGGCGGUCAGAACGACCCGGUUAAUUAAGGCCGGGGUAGACCGAGAACAGGAGGUUCGUAAGACCCACUCUACCACAGAGUGCUCGACACUUCAUCACCAGUAGCUGUUGGGUCGCAAACUGUAGAAGCUGAGGCUGGUAGGUAUGUAAGCGUUGGUUCUUAAUUGUUAGGCUCGAGGCAGCCGUCUCAUGGACGAUUAUUCAAGGAUUUUUCAAGGGGAGUUAUUCUUCAAAGUUUCACGGACGAUUAUUCAAGGAAGUGUAGAUGUGUGUGUAAGCGUGGACGUCUCUGGACAUCAUCCCAACCCAAGCGCACUAAGCAGCAACAAAGCGAACGAUAACCGCCAUCUACCGCGACCUCGCAGCACGAGCAUUGCCUCAACUUCAACUCUUCUCUGUUAAGGCUUCAGAGGUGGCAGCAUCUAAACAAAUCAGCAUGAUGAUAUUGGAAACAGCUUUAUUUGUUUGUUUGAUAACUCUGAUUGUUUGGUGGCUUUUGAGAUCAGACCCUGCUCCUGUGGCUGGUGUCUACCCAUUGCCAGGAAAAUGGUAUUGGCUAAAACGAGCAAUCUUUUCUUGCUUUUUCUAUCUACGAGCAAGACAGACAAAAAAGCAAAAGCAGACAGACAAGAAGUAUAACAGUUCUCCUAGAGGUUAUGGAAACAGUAUGUUGCUAACUGAGAUGGAGAAGUGCCUGCCUCGUCAUAUGGACCCAGAUGCUUUGGACUCUGUUUACAUUGGAGCCUACAGUCAGGAUGGACCUAACCUGGCCAUGCGUGUUGGACGGAGGCCAGAUCGAAGGGCGGAAAUUUGGCUACAUCUGGAAAUACCUGGGGUUGGGCAUCUACAACAUCCAGUUCAUCCAGACACAGCAAUAAGCAACACAGACCCUAACUCUUUCACAGCUGGAGGACUGAGGUUUGAGGUGAUAGAACCACUGAAAACUUGGAGAGUCAGCUUUAGCGGACAACUCAGAGUAGGGCUGUGCAACAGUCUUGAGAACAAGCCUGAGAAAUUUUUGGACACACAGUUCUCCUUUCUGUGGAAUGCAUUUGCACCACCCUUCAAUUACGAUUCAGAUCUGGAUUCUUCAUUACUUGGAGAUGCCAUUGCACGAGAACGAUGGUGCAGAGAGUUCUUCAACAAACUGCAAAAGAGGCGACAUCAGACUCAUUAUGAACAAUGGGGAGAGCUACGAGGGACUCUUACUGUUGAAGGUCAUCCACCUCAAAAUCUGCGCUUAACAGCCAUCCGAGAUCACUCAUUUGGUGUGCGAAAAUGGACAGACUUCUACAGAUAUGUGUAUUGCUUCUUACAUAUUGAGAACGGCAUGACACUGCAAAUAGGGGCAAUUUCUCAACCAGGAAUGUUUUCACAUUUAAGAACAGGCUGCUUGAUGUACCCAAGCAGAGACAGGGUAGCUGUGUCAGAUGUGAUCUUUAAUCUGUGGAACGUAGGGGAGGAGGAACAACAGCCACCUGCCAAGUGGAGUUUGUCCUUUGUUGCAGAUGGAGAAACAUACCUGCUGCAAGUCGAGACUAAAACAUCUGGUAUUCUUUACCAUGAGGCAGACCGAGGAGGCAUUGUCUUUGAAACAUUCUGCAAUGUUACUCUUAAUGGCAAGAAAGGCUGUGGGCUGUCUGAGUUCUUUUACAGGAACGAGAACAGAAGUGAAGUAAAGAUGGACACCACAUUACCUUUCAUCACUGACCCAGACCCAGGGAUUGUGGCCGCCAGUGAAAAAGAGCUUAUCCUCACUUUUUCCGCCAUGUCCUGCCAGUCAGCAAAUCUUGUAGGUGGAAAGGGGUCACAGCUGGCACAGCUAACAAAGCUGACAACACUGUUACAGGAUUCAUCAGUGUUAGUGCCCCAAGGAUUUUGUGUAACUCUUGCUGCUUUUGAAGAGCAAAUGAAACACAAUAAUAGUCUGAAGCAACUUGUAGACACUGUGAAUGAGACAGCUGUGUCAGAUCUCAGCAAGUUGGAUGCUGUGUGCAUGGAGACAACUGCACUGUUCUCUGAACUUCCCAUGUGUGAGCCUGUGAUGAUGGCAGUACAGACAGGCUUAAGACAGGUCUUUGGUGCAGACUUCCACAUUAAAAGGCUUGCAGUUCGCUCUUCAGCUGCUGGUGAAGACAGCAUUGAAGCGUCAUCAGCAGGACAGAUGGACACUUUUCUGGGCAUACAAGGAGAAGAAGAGAUUUUUAGCGCAGCGAAAAAAUGCUGGGCUUCUGCAUACUCAUACCAGGCUGUGGAAUAUAGAAGACAGCAUGGACAGCCAGUAAGGACACCAGUAGGUGUCGUCAUUCAGGAAAUGGCACCAGCAGAAGCUGCAGGGGUCAUGUUUACAUCGGAUCCAGUGACAGGGAACUCAAGUUACAUCAUCAUUGAUGCAAAUUAUGGCCUAGGCGAGUCAGUCGUGUCAGGAAAAUGUGAACCUGAUACCAUUACAGUGCAGAGAAACUGGGAUGGGAUGUUGAGCAUUAAGACAGUAAAAACAGGGAAAAAGUCAACAAAAAUAACCGUGACAGAUGAAGGUAUCAAAGAAGAGGAGGUAACUGGAAAUGAGAAAAAUAAAUUGUGCCUUCAAGACAGUGUCAUCAUCUGGUUGGCCAGAGUUGGGAUACAGAUAGAGAAAUACUUUGGGUCAGCUCGAGACAUUGAAUGGGCAUAUGGAGGUGGAAAAAUCUUCCUUCUUCAGUCACGACCAAUUACAACUUCAAAUCAAGAAACAGAAGAAGAACUGAUUCAUGAGUUUGACAGCCCUCUGAAUAUUAAACAUCACUGGGUCACUACUGCCAAUGUCGGUGAAAUGAUGCCAGGGGCAGCCACUCCUCUCACUCUGUCAACGUUUUUAAGAGCUAUAAACAUGGGUGUACAGAUGUUAAAUCAUAAACAGGGUUCCCGACUGCUGGUAAUUGAUCAUCCCAAUGGGGUCUUAUCCUAUGGAAACAAUCUCUUUUUGUCUAUUCUGGAAUGUGCUCUUAAUUGUGUGGCAGUUACUGGUUCAAAAAUGGAAGCAUUGCAGGUAAGCAUUUUGGGUGAAGUCGGGAUGAUCUGCCUAUCACAACUGUGAAAGAGUACUUCGGCAAAACUCCACCUGGUUCCAUAAGGCGCUGGCUAAAUGGCGUUAAAAUGAUGAAGGUGAGAUGAAGAGCUAUCAUGUUAUCUUUUAAGCAGGAUUUUCAGUGGAAAUCCUUACAGGCCACACCUGUGAGAUAAAAGGUUGAAUAAACUUCAGUAGCAAUCUGUGAAAGGUCGAAGUUUAUUUGCUAAAAUUAUUAGUAGAAUUUUCCAUCUAAAUCUAUUUAAAUAUGUGUUGAUGGGUACAGACAGCUACUGUGCUGAAUAACAUACCUGUCUUUUUAUACAUAAGUGCAUACGGGUCUUUUAUACAUACAGUAAUACCUCAGUUUUUGUUGACUUUGGUUAUCAUCAGUUUCAGUUUACAUUAAUUUAAAUUUUUGCCCAUGAAAGAUUUGUCUCGGUAUUUGUCAGUUGCCUUGGAUUUCGCUGGCAUGCCUGCAUGACCUUACUGCCAAGUUUCUGAAAACAAAAGUCAACCCACACAUUCUUCUGCUCAGUGUGGCAUUGUUUUUCAUUGUGUAUCACCCUGCGCAUCAACCAAACUA